Molecule: messenger RNA, 437 nt
Organism: Leptonychotes weddellii (Weddell seal)
Lineage: Eukaryota; Metazoa; Chordata; Mammalia; Carnivora; Phocidae
Source: RefSeq, a predicted model, not a curated record
CUUCCAGGACACUGCCCAGCGCCCCCUCGCUCGGGUCCUCCAGCCAGAGGCCGGGGAUGGAGACUCAUGGAGGCUGGCGCCUCGGAGGCUGUCUGGCCCUGCUCUCGCUGCUGCCGUCACUGGGCCUGGCUCAGUACGAGGGCUGGCCCCACUACCCCGAGUACUUCCAGCAGCCUGCACCCGAGUACCCCCGGCCCCAGGUGCCGUCAGACGUGGUGAAGAUCCAGCUGCGCCUGGCUGGCCAGAAGCGGAAGCACAGCGAGGGCCGGGUGGAGGUGUACUACAAUGGCCAGUGGGGCACCGUGUGUGACGAUGACUUCUCCAUCCAUGCGGCCCAUGUCGUCUGCCGGGAGCUGGGAUACGUGGAGGCCAAGGCCUGGACCGCGAGCUCCUCCUACGGCAAGGGGGAAGGUAAAGGCUCUGUGCUCUGGAACUGA